Messenger RNA from Amoebophrya sp. A25, 3416 nucleotides. NCBI's taxonomy places the organism in Eukaryota, Dinophyceae, Syndiniales, Amoebophryaceae. The record is from the annotation of a GenBank genome assembly.
GUACUCUGCGGGUAUGUGCCUGCCAGUUCCUGCUAAGGACAACUCUUGCAGUCUACUGAUGUUAUGAUAUGUGAAAGUUUAGAACUAGAUGUCUACAACAUACAUAUUUAUGUGAAAGUUUAGAACUUUACAAUGUAAAUCUAUAUAAAGAUCGUUUAGAAGUUUACAUAUGAUGUCUUUCUCUAGAACUAGAAGAGCUCAUCAUCCUCUCUAGAACCCUACAAGAUGGGCUGUCCGUAUUUGAAGAGCAUCCCGAAUCUCCUUUCCUCGUUUCUCUAAGGAGGUUCUUGGGACAUUUACAUUGCAUUUCCUCCUGUUCAAUACUAGUGUAUUAUUUCUUCUACUAACAAUGCUGUUCCCCUUUUUUUUUUUACACUGCUUCGCUUCCACGUGUAAGCUACGCAGCUACUACCUCCAGUGCUUAGUUUUCAGGGUUUCGAGUAAAGCUACGUCAACUGAAGCUCUUGAACACCUCAUGCUAGGCAAAUUCAUUCACUAAUUCAUCCACUCAUACUUUGAUUAGAAUAUUUGAAUUUGAAGGCACAUUCACAGUCUCUCUGUUUAAGUCAUAUGACUGGUACCUGAGUGAACGCGGGUUGAGCGUGCGUCUCGUCUUACUUCCUCCUGCGACCCCUCCUUCACCGACAAGUAGAAAAAUCACGGAUUUCCUUGGAGGACUUCCAAUAAGCCACAUCGUAUGUUAAUCAGAAUAUGUCUAAUUAUCUGUAAGGCAGGCGCGAGGAAGUCUCCUGCGGAUCUCAAGGAAAUCAAUGACGCACUGGGAGGAGGAGGGCAGGUCGCAGAUGAGGUCCCCAGAAAGAAGCGAUCCUCUUACGGUGUGAUCUCAAGAACCUCCAUUGUAGACUCUAGUAGAUUUCGAAUAAAAGCAGCACUAGGCUGGAGAUGAUCAUCUGAGGCAGGUGCAAUGUCCUCGAGAACCUCCUUUUCAAAAAUGUUCUCAGCUCGAAUUACAUUCUCAGCUCGAACAUCGGACUCUACUUCUAGCUGGUUACAGCUGACUGUUUUUGAUGGUUCGUUUCGACUAGGGAAAUUGCUCUUGCAAAGAGACCUUCGUAAAUAAAAGUAUUGUUUUGAUGCCUAGAAUAUGCCUCUUCUAACAAGACAAGGGCAAAUCUCAACCUGGUGAAGAUGGCGAAGGUGAAGGCGAAGGACAGGUUAAGGCGCAAAUAUGUUGGAGGAUCCUACCCUGAGCUGCUAGUUUGCUAGUGAAGCUUGCUAGUUUUUCUGGCGGGCCCCCACCUAACCUAACCUAGCCUAACCUUAGUGUGGCCUUCUUCGGCGAAUCGACGUCAUCUGUGAAUCCCCCUGUUCUGUCGAUUAUAGUUACCUUGCUCCUAAUGAAUAUCUCCCAUUACUUGCUCCGUAAUGGGUAUCCCCCUGAAAAUAUACAUCCCCAUGUUGUUUGUCCAAGGAGGUGUCCGUCUGUUAGCUCAAUCAAUCUCUCAGUUGCAGGCACAUCAACCUCUUUUCUAAUGAGUAUGUCCCACCUGAGGUGCAAAGGGGCGUCGACCCCAACAAUCCGAACGAGGAAGGCUGCUCAGGCUGCGUAGGCUGCUGCAAGCCUGGCGAGCCGAGCGGCCGCUAAUGAGGUGAAAGGUCGGCUUUUUAUUAUGGUACGUGGAAGUCUUCUAGACAGUUCCACUCUAUCUAGAAAAAUUUAGACUUUAAAGAGUCCUAGGUUGUAGACCUCAUUAUUAUGAUAAGGACUCCCAUUUUCAUGGAAAAAUAGAACGUCCAUUAUUGAGAUAAGGGCUCAAUGUGAUUUCGAUCGUUUUUUUCACAAUCUGUGUAAUUUAUUUGUAGGUCACCUCUAAUAUCGGAGAGUGGAAAGGGUUCCAGAGGUGGCGGAAUCUGGUGGAGGCGUGGUAGGUGGUGGAGGCCUGUCAUACGAGGAUACGUGAUAGGUCAACAUGUGGUAGGUUGUGGUGUGGUCUGCAGGUUGGCAGGUGGUAGGGGCAGUGUGCUAGGUACAAUGUGGUAGAGGCUAGGUGGUGGGGAAAAGUGGUGGAUGAAACGCAGUAGGGGAAUUGUUGCAGGUGGUAGGGCGGGAAUAGUGGCAGGUGGUAGGGGAAUAGUGGCAGGUGGUAGGGGAACAAUAAUGGCAGGUGGUAGGGGAAUGUUGGCAGGUGGUAGGGGAACAAUAAUGGCAGGUGGUAGGGGAAUGGUGGUAGGUAAUCAUGGGUGAAGUGUGGUAGGUAAUGGGUAGAAUUCGAUGCAUGGGUCGUGGUGGAAAGGGUCGGGGGUAAGUUACUCAGUACUACAAUUGGUAUAGGAGUACAUCACUAAGAUUGGUGUAGGAGAUGUACACUGAAAUUGGUGUAGGAGUACACUAAGAUUUGUGUACGAGCAUCUAUUCCCAGUGUUGUAGUCGGUGCUAAAGGAGGGGUAAAGUUUUCCAAAACAUGGAUUCUCGUGUUGCUCGAGAAAGAGAGGGUACUAGAGCGUCACUGGGGUCUCAUGUUAACACUUAAGAACAACAAGGAAGAGAUCCGAUUUCUUAGCACAUCAAUAUUGAGUCAUCUUCUAAAUCGAAUUACAAACGACAGCAUUAUUGCACAGAAAAGGAUCUAACAUGAGCAACAAACCGCAUAUUCAUUCUCAUUGAACAAGCAACGUAUUCGACAUAUUUGACGUAAAUCCAAGAUAUCGUGACUAGUUUAAUCUUCGACAAGAAAACUCUUCAAUCAAAAUCUUAUUGGCAUCUAAAUCAAGCAAACACUCAUACAACCAAUCACGGAGCAAUCAUAAAGUUCAGCACAUAUUACUAUUCAGCAUUAACAACAAUUCGAUUCGCAUACUUUCACUCAUCACAAGUCACAUGUAAGUAUUCAAACAAUCUAAUUCGUAAUCGUAUAUGGAUCGUACUAAGUAGGAAUUAUGAUCUUAGCAUUCAUCAAUGAAUCUAAAAAAAAAUCGGGAAUAAUUUACUGUAACUAUUGAAACAGAAACUUUAUUACGGCGCACCUUCAUGUACAUCUUGUCAUCACAUCGAAGAAAAGUAGAUAAAGAGAACUGUGUUUGUACUUUUCACGACCACGGGUGUCAUCAAGUGAGGGGUGUUGAAAUAAGAAUGAAGUCAUCUUCAACAUCAAGGUGACCACGCCUAAGCGCCUAAGCUUCACAAGAGAAGGCUCCUCUUAUUCGUCACCGAUGAUGACCUAGCAAAAGAACGGAAGUGGGGCGGUAUUCUGUCCUCCAGGACCAUUUAUGACAAGUAGGAAAAAAGUGGGGUGAUUUUUUUCCUUGCUGUCGAGGACAAGGACUAAAGGAUUAGUUCUUUUGAUGACAGAGACAGUGUGAAGGCUCUUUCAAACAAUAUACGCGUCACAAUCAACAUCAACAUGGGAUUACUAGCUACUGGUACUGCGGUAGCAUAAAGAUACAAAUUCUUCGAC